AUUGUAAAAUCAUAUGACUAACAAUAAGAUUAUUUUAUUAAACUCGAGUUAUCGUUUAGUUGUUAUGUUUGGUGAUUCUUACAGAAGUAACCCGAAGUAAUAAAUAAUUCAUCUCAGUAAAUGAUUCUAUAAAAGUGUUUUUCACAUUGUGUUUUUCGAAUAAUAAAGAAAAUUAAUACAACAAUGAAUGUUGGAAUAAAAGAAAAAUUGAGUAAUCUCGAUCGGGACGAUAGAGCCAUAAUAAAAUGCACCGAAUGGUUACAAAAAACCUUAAUAAGCGACGACGAAGAAAGUAUUUGCUCCGAGACAACCGAAUCGUCAAAUUUUUCGAAAAUUUCAAGCGAAGUAGACGAUACAAAUGGAAUUUUAGAAUGUUACAGCGGAAAUCGCGAGAUAUUUUUAAACGAUGAGAUUUCACAUUCUCAAUUAGAAACCGUCAUCACUCAAUCACAAAACGUUUACACCAAUGUUAAUAUUAAGAAAUCAAAAAAUGUUCAUCUUGGGAAUGUUACCUACAUUAAUGGACCCGUUUAUAUUAAUCAAACUUCAACGGUGGUUAAUCAACACACCACUAUAAAUCAAAUUGUUAAUGUUCAAGAUGAUGAAGAUGAUUCUAAACCGCCUUAUGUAAUAAAUAGGAUAUAUUGGUUGGCACAACCACCAUCAGAACCCCAUACUUACUUAGAAUCUCCAGCAAAAUAUGUAGUAAUCUGUCAUUCAGCAACAGAAGAAAGUUUUACCCAACCAGGAAACAUUCUUAUGGUCCGACUUAUUCAACAAUUUCAUAUCGAAAGUAGAUGCUUUGGCGAUAUCGGUUACAAUUUUUUAAUAGGAGCCGAUGGAAAUGCUUACGAAGGUCGCGGUUGGAAUAUAAUUGGGGCACAUACGUACGUUUAUAAUAAAGUAUCAGUAGGAAUUUGUUUUAUUGGAUGUUUUACCAUGAAAUUACCAUCAGCGGUGGCAAUGAAAAAAGCAAAGCGAUUAAUUGAUUAUGGUGUGCGACUUGGAUAUAUAGACAAAGAGUAUUCGUUGGUUGGUCAUUGUCAAUGUACUACAACUGAAAGUCCUGGAAGGACACUUUUUGAAGAACUAAAAACGUGGAAUAGAUUUAAUGGUGAAAUUUAUGCUGGAAUGCCUAUUGGUUUUCAUCAACCUAAUAAAACACAGAAAGAAAUCAGUAACGUUAAGAACACUGCCAUAUAAUUGUUUGCUACUUAUUUUAUAUUUUUAAUAAAGAAUUUAAUAUCA
This is a messenger RNA of Onthophagus taurus, 1248 nucleotides long. RefSeq names its product peptidoglycan-recognition protein LE. The record is from RefSeq and is a predicted model, not a curated record. Gene Ontology annotation, biological process: peptidoglycan catabolic process. NCBI's taxonomy places the organism in Eukaryota, Metazoa, Arthropoda, Insecta, Coleoptera, Scarabaeidae. Gene Ontology annotation, molecular function: N-acetylmuramoyl-L-alanine amidase activity; zinc ion binding.